AUGGAAGCAGCGGCGAAGAAGGUCCAACUGCUGGCCCAGCGCAUCCUGCCCGACCGACCGCAUCACCUCUCUGUGUCCCCCGACCAGCGCUUUCGCGUCCCGCCCGAUCAUAUCAAGUCCUUUGAGGAAUUCAAGCACCCGCGUCUGCAGUACAUGACGCUUCUGUCCGACGCUGACCGCGGUAUGCUGCUCACUCGUCCGUACUAUGAUAUGCGCGAGGAACCUCCGAACCCCACCGCCCACAAGGAGUCGAACACAAAGAUGGAGAAGAAGGCCGUGACCAAGUUGUCACUGAGUGACUAUAAGAAUAAGCAGAAGAAGGCGGCGGAUUCCCCUCCCGAAUCAAGGACGACCCCGAAGCCGGACACCUCGCGGAAGGAAAAGGAAGCGACCGACGGUCGAAUUGAACGAGAACCAAAGAAGAUGGACGCAUACAGGAGUCGCGAUUCCGAGGCAUCAAAAGACCUCAAAGCGCACAGGCCGCGUGAACAUACCCACGAUGAAAGGACGGGCAGACCUGAAACUAAGGCCAGGACAGCUCAAGAAAGCAAUGAUACACCAGAGAAGCGGAAACGGAACGCAGAUGCCGACAACGAGUUGCGCCCUCAGAAGCGAGCGAGACCCGAAGCUAGCACCCCGUUGGACGAACGAUUGCGAACACCCCGAGACGAUACCCCAAGGAGGAAAGAUGUUCAUUCAUCGCAUGAUAGGACGCCGCAGAAGGAUGGCAAACUGAGCACAAGCUUCUCGUCAUUACCCAAUGGACGAUCGGGUCUAAAGUCAGCGCUUGGUUCCGGGUCAAGCGCUAACAAAUCACCCGUAUCGCGUGCGCGAGGCGACUCCAUCAAUGGCAGCAGACCGACUCCAUCCGGGAGCAGAGCCAGGGCUGAACCUGCUUCGUCACGGUCAGCAGUCCCGCCUUUGCUGUCUCCUCUACACCUACCGAAUGAAUCCGAUUCCCGUCCCAAAGAAAAAAGGCGGGAUGACGUCGGCGAGCACAACAGACCGCUGAAAUCCCUAAAGUCAGAACCGCCGCCGCCUAUUAAGAGACCAAAAUCCCCCAUCGACCUUCCGGAACUACUCUCUCCAACGUUGCCCCCGAUAGUCGAGGAGGAGCUAGCCCGAAUGAAGAAGACCCCAACGAAAAGUUCUGCCUCGGGUCAAAGAAUAUAUCCUCCAGACUCUCCGACAACUAGCAAGAGAUCACAUAUCGUGGUCAAGGAAGAGGACGAAGAUCGGAAAGAACCAAAGGAAAAGGUCAAGGACAGACCGCGCAGGUUCAUGGUGACACUCAAGUACAGCAAGAAGUACAACAAGUCUGUGCAGAGACUACUAGCACUGCCGCCGAGGAAAGACGUCAAGAAAGAACGCUCAGUGAGUAUAGAGCCUCCAGCGCCACCUCAGGCGCGGAAGCGACCCAUCAGCAGUGCCGAACACAUUGGCGAUUCAAUUGCAGUGAAGCGGCCCAGGACUUCGGAUAUCACAAGUUCAUCGAAGCUGGUCACGCCUUCAACGCCUUCGAAGGCGGCCACAACGAUGUCCCGGGUGGCGUCGAGCAACUCGGUUAAUACCCCUGGAGACGGUAGCGGCCUUACCCCCGCUGCGCCGCCUUCGUCAGACCGUGACCGGCCACAAACGAGAGACGACAGCAGAGAGGCCGCAAAUCCGUCCAAGGUCCAGUCGCUGCGCGAUCGCUGGGGCCGGUACAUUAAGCUUGGUACCAAGUUAAAGCACGAGCGCGAUAUGCUCCUGGAGCGUAAGAACAGUGACCGCGGCGCUCCUAUAUCCGAUUCGGACAGCAAGCUCAGUAUGAUCUUGGGGUUGGAAACGGCGUUGGCAUUCAUGGUCGGCUUCAGGGCGCUGGUCGAGUCACGGCGAAUGGAAAACAAGGCGCAAGACCCCAAGCAAUGGGGUAGCAUUCUGCCAUUGCUCAACGUCAUGCGCCACGACGUACGGAAGAGUAAGCCGCUGGAAGCACUGUUUUGGCAGCUGCAGGGCGUAAUCCACGAGGAGCUCAUCAAGUGCUACUGGUCGCUGGACCCCGCCUCCCACGCAGUGCAUAUUAUCGGUGCGGAACGAGCCCGGUCGACUGUGUGGAAGUCGGCAUUUGACGCCGUCGAGCGCGUCGAGGCUUCGGCGAUGCGCACCAACAUGGGUCCGUGGACGAGCGUGGAGGAUGCCGUGGCGUCGGCGCUGAGGAUCAUGCGCCGGUGGACGCAAGAGGAAAACGUUUCGUGGCGCGCCGAGGUCACUGCAUCAGCCGCCAACGGAACAUCGUCAUAG
Molecule: messenger RNA, 2283 nt
Organism: Colletotrichum graminicola M1.001
Lineage: Eukaryota; Fungi; Ascomycota; Sordariomycetes; Glomerellales; Glomerellaceae
Exons: 2
Coding region: 1-2283 (760 amino acids)
Source: RefSeq, a predicted model, not a curated record